AUGGUCAUUCUGCAACAGGGGGACUAUGUCUGGUUGGACCUCAGAACAGGCCGUGAGUUUGAUGUUCCUGUUGGUGCAGUGGUCAAACUCUGUGACUCAGGUCAAAUACAGGUCCUGGAUGAUGAAGGACAGGAACAUCGGAUCGCUCUCCAGAAUGCUACAAACAUCAAGCCAAUGCACCCAACCUCCAUUCAUGGGGUGGAAGACAUGAUCCGUCUCGGGGAUCUGAACGAGGCUGGUAUCCUCCGAAAUCUCCUAAUCCGUUACAAUGACAGGGUCAUAUAUACAUACACAGGAUCAAUCCUGGUGGCGGUGAAUCCAUAUCAGCUUUUGCCCAUCUACACAGCUGACCACAUCCGCCUCUACACAAAUAAAAAGAUAGGAGAGAUGCCUCCACACAUCUUUGGCAUUGCUGAUAACUGCUACUUCAGUAUGCAAAAAAACAACAAGGACCAGUGCUGCAUUAUCAGUGGUGAGUCUGGAGCUGGUAAAACCGAGAGUACCAAGUUGAUCUUGCAGUUCCUGGCUGCUGUCAGUGGCCAACACUCCUGGAUUGAGCAGCAGGUUCUAGAAGCCAACCCUAUUUUAGAAGCAUUUGGUAAUGCCAAGACCAUACGUAAUGACAACUCCAGCCGCUUUGGGAAAUAUAUUGACAUUCACUUCAGCAAGAGGGGAGCUAUUGAGGGGGCAAAGAUCGAGCAGUACCUGCUGGAAAAAUCCAGAGUUUGCAGACAGGCACCCAAUGAGAGGAACUACCAUAUUUUCUACUGCAUGGUGGCAGGCAUGAGUCCUGAUCAGAAGACUAAAUUAGGUCUAGGCCUGGCCACAGAUUAUGUUUACCUUACCAUGGGAAACUGUACAAUGUGUGAGGGGAGGAAUGAUAUGAAGGAGUACUCCAGCAUCCUGUCAGCCAUGAAGGUCUUGAUGUUUACUGACACAGAAAACUGGGAGAUCUCCAAACUGCUGGCUGCCAUUCUGCAUAUGGGCAACCUGCGCUAUGAGGCUCGAACACUGAGGAACCUAGAUACCUGUGUGAUGGUUCGCUCACCUGACCUGGCCAAAGCAGCCACUUUACUGGAGGUGGACCCUCAAGACGUCAUGACAUGCCUGACCACCCGUACUCUUAUCACCAGAGGAGAGAGUGUGUCCACCCCCCUCAGCAUGGACCAGGGCCUAGAUGUCCGUGAUGCUUUUGUCAAGGGAAUCUAUGGGAGGUUAUUUGUGUGGAUAGUGGAUAAAAUCAAUGCCGCCAUCUAUAGGGCUCCUUCCACAGAAAAUAAGGCUGUUCGUAGAACCAUUGGCCUGCUUGACAUCUUUGGCUUUGAGAAUUUCACUGUUAACAGUUUUGAGCAGCUGUGCAUCAACUUUGCGAAUGAGAACCUGCAGCAGUUCUUCGUUCACCAUGUUUUCAAGCUAGAGCAGAAGGAGUACAACCUGGAGGAUAUCAACUGGCAGCACAUUGAGUUCACUGACAACCAGGAUGCAUUGGACAUGAUUGCCAUGAAACCUAUGAAUAUAAUUUCCCUGAUUGACGAGGAGAGCAAGUUUCCAAAGGGAACAGAUGCAACCAUGCUGAAUAAGCUAAACUCCCAGCACAAACUUAAUACCAACUACAUCCCCCCUAAGCACAGUCACGAGACUCAGUUUGGCAUUCAGCACUUUGCUGGAGUGGUGCACUAUGAAACAAAAGGUUUCCUGGAAAAAAACAGAGACAACCUCCACAGUGACAUCAUCCAACUGGUUCACUCGUCCAAAAACAAGUUCAUCAAGCAGAUCUUCCAAGCUGAUGUUGCUAUGGGUGUGGAGACAAGAAAGCGUUCGCCAACUCUGAGCAGCCAGUUUAAGCGCUCAUUGGAGCUGCUCAUGAGGACGCUGAGUGUGUGUCAGCCUUUCUUUGUGCGCUGCAUCAAACCCAACGAGCUAAAAAAGCCCAUGAUGUUUGAUAGAGGGCUGUGUGUAAGGCAGUUACGCUAUUCUGGCAUGAGGGAGACCAUUCGUAUACGCAGAGCCGGAUAUCCCAUCCGCUACACGUUCGCUGAGUUUGUGGACCGUUAUCGGGUACUGAUGCCUGGAGUCAAACCAGCAUACAAACAGGCGAACCUGCGAGGGACCAGUCAGUGCAUUGUUGUAUCUGUUCUGCAAAAAGAUGAUGACUGGCAGAUAGGAAAGACGAAAAUCUUUCUGAAGGAUCGCCAUGACAUGCAGCUGGAAAUUGAAAGAGAUAAAGCCAUCACUGACAAGGCCAUUCUCAUCCAGAAGGCAGUGAGGGGCUUGAGGGCGAGAGCAAACUUCCUGAAAGUUAAAAGGGCUGUGAGUGUAAUACAGAGGAUAUGGAGAGGCUACAUCUGUAGAAAACACUACAUUUCUAUGCGUGUGGGCUUCUUGCGACUGCAGGCCUUGUACAGAUCGCGAAAGCUGUACCUGGCAUACCAAGCGACCAGAACGAGCAUCACCCUGCUCCAGGCUCGGUGCCGUGGCUUCCUGGUGCGGAAAACAUUCUCCAAGCGCUUCCAUGCAGUACUCACCAUCCAGGCGUACGCACGAGGAAUGAUUACACGUAGACUAUGCAAGCGUCUCAGACUGGAGAGGGAGCUACGGAUAGAGGCCGAACGACAGUGUCUGGCUGAGGAGGAGCGUCUGAGGAACCAGAUGACAGCACGCAGGGCUCGAGCAGAGGCAGAGAGGAAGCAUCAGGAGCGUCUGGCCCAGCUCGACCGAGAGCAAGAGGAGAGAGAGCAGGCAGAGCGGGACGAGACCCGCAGGAAAAAGGAGCUGCUUGAGCAGAUGGAGAGAGAGAAACAGGAGCCGGUCAACGACUCUGAUAUGGUGGACAAGAUGUUCGGAUUCCUGGGCAAUGCCAGCUCACUUCCCAACCUGGAGGGUGAAGCACCAGAAGGGUUUGAGGAUCUAGAGAAUGUUCCAAGACAGUAUGAGGAAGAUGACAUUAACGAGGCUCUUCCUCUUCCUGAUGAUGAAGAGGAAGACCUAUCAGAGUAUAAGUUUGCAAAGUUUGCUGCCACUUACUUCCAGGGAAAUGCCACACAUACAUAUCUGAGGCGACCACUGAAGCAACCUUUGCUGUUUCAUGAGGAUGAAGGAGAUCAGCUAGCAGCUCUUGCUGUGUGGAUCACAGUGUUGAGGUUUAUGGGAGAUCUCCCAGAACCCAAAUACCAUAUCAGUAUCAGUGACGGCAGUGAGAAGAUUCCAGUUAUGACUAAAAUCUAUGAGACAUUGGGAAAGCGGACCUACAAAAGGGAGCUGCAGGCCCUGCAGGGAGAAGAGGAGAGUUCCACUACUGACAUCCAGAAGAGGAAUAGUGCAAGGCAUAAGCUGGUGUCCCUCACACUGAAGAAGAAAUCCAAGCUCACAGAGGAGGUGACCAGACUGCUGACAGACAGUGAUUACAGCCUACAUGGAAACAGCAUGCUGGAAGACAGGCCCACCUCCAAUUUAGAGAAACUCCAUUUUAUCAUUGGCAAUGGCAUUUUACGCCCUGCCCUAAGAGAUGAGAUCUACUGUCAGAUCUGUAAGCAGCUGAGUCAGAACCCAUCCAAAAGCAGUCAUGCCCGCGGCUGGAUUCUGCUGUCCCUCUGUGUGGGCUGCUUCGCGCCAUCUGAAAAAUUUGUCAAACAUCUACGGACAUUCAUUAACAGUGGGCCCCCUGGAUUUGCACCCUAUUGUGAGGAGAGACUACGAAGAACAUUUGUCAACAAGACAAGAACUCAGCCUCCUUCUUGGCUUGAGCUGCAGGCCACUAAAUCUAAGAAGCCCAUCAUGUUGCCGGUGACCUUCAUGGAUGGCACCACUAAGACCCUUCUGACUGACUCCGCCACUACAGCAGAAGAGCUCUGCAAUGCUCUGUCAGACAAAAUUGGCCUGAAGGAUCGCUUUGGUUUCUCCCUAUACAUUGCUCUAUUCGAUAAGGUGUCAUCUCUGGGCAGUGGAAAGGACCAUGUGAUGGACGCUGUGUCACAGUGUGAGCAGUAUGCAAAAGAACAGGGAGCUCAAGAGCGGAACGCCCCCUGGAGGCUGUUCUUCAGGAAGGAAAUCUUCACACCCUGGCACAACCCUGCUGAAGACAGCGUGGCUACUAACCUUGUCUACCAACAAAUCGUUCGUGGGGUCAAAUUCGGGGAGUACCGUUGUGAUAGGGAGGAGGACCUGGCCGAUCUGGCUUCUCAGCAGUAUUAUGUGGACUAUGGGUCAGAGAUUCUACCGGACCGCCUUCUUAGCCUCAUUCCAUCCUACAUCCCUGACAGAGAGAUUACUGCCUCCAAAACCACAGAGAAAUGGGCUCAAGUCAUCAUAUCAACUCACAAAAAGGGAAUCUACACGCAGAAGAGGUUUGACUCGAAGAGGGUUAAGGAGGAGGUGGUGGAUUUUGCUCGAUUUAAGUGGCCUUUGCUUUUUUCACGUUUCUAUGAGGCCUUCAAAUUUUCAGGGCCUAGUCUCCCAAAGAAUGAUGUUAUAGUAGCAGUGAACUGGACUGGUGUCUACUUUGUCGAUGAGCAGGAGCAGGUCCUACUGGAACUUUCUUUCCCUGAGAUCACUGCAGUCUCCAGCAGCAGAGGAGGAAAGCUGCAAGGACAGAGCUUCACUCUGGCCACUAUUAAAGGAGAUGAAUAUACUUUCACAUCCAAUAAUGCUGAAGACAUCCGUGACCUGGUUGUCGCCUUUCUGGAGGGCCUCCGUUCAAGGUCAAAGUUUGUGGUUGCCCUGGUGGACAGCCACUACCCUUCUGGGCAGGACUCUUCGUUCCUAAGCUUCUCAAAGAGAGAUCUGAUCAUUCUGGAUGAGCACACUGGAGAACAGGUGAUGACUUCAGGUUGGGCUCAUGGAGUCAAUGACAGAACCAAGAAGAGAGGAGACUUCCCUGCAGACUGCGUCUAUGUGCUGCCUACCAUCACCAGGCCACGAUAUGAUAUUGUGACUCUGGUUGCCAUGUCCCCAGACCAGCGCAAGGACUCUAUAAGUUUGUCCCAGCAAACUUUGCUGGACAGUGGAGAAAAGGUUCAACCAUACAAUCUGGAAGAGUUCUCCUAUGAUCACUUCAGACAUCCUGUCAAGAGCACAUUGAGUCGAGUGAUGACUAAAGGCAGAGGGAAGGAUAAACUGUGGUGCUGUACCAGAGAACCUCUCAAACAGCCUUUGUUGAAGAAAGUCCUCAACCAUGAUGAGCUGGCCCAGGAUGCUUGUCAGGCCUUCACUGCUAUCAUGAAGUAUAUGGGCGAUUACCCCUCCAAGAGAAGUCGUCCAGUCAAUGAGCUCACUGAUCAGAUCUUUGAGGGAGCUCUGAAGGCUGAGCCUCUGAAAGAUGAGAUCUUCUGCCAGAUCAUCAAGCAGCUGACUGAGAAUCACGUGAAGUACAGUGAGGAGAAGGGCUGGGAGCUGCUCUGGCUCUGCACUGGUCUCUUUCCUCCCAGUAACAUGCUCCUUCCCCAUGUCCAAAAGUUCCUGCUAUCCAAGAAACUCCAUCCAGUUGCCCCUGACUGCAUACAGAGACUACAGAAAGCCUUGCGAAACGGAUCCAGGAAGUACCCUCCUCACCUUGUAGAAGUGGAGGCCAUACAGCACAAAACUACCCAGAUCUUUCAUAAAGUGUACUUUCCUGAUGACACAGAUGAGGCUUUUGAGGUUGAAUCGAGCACAAAAGCCAAAGAUUUCUGUCUAAACAUCGCUGGCAGAAUGCUGCUCCAAUCCUCUGAGGGUUUCAGCUUGUUUGUCAAAAUUUCUGACAAGGUGAUAAGUGUUCCAGAAGGGGAUUUCUUUUUUGACUUUGUUCGGCAUCUGACAGACUGGAUUAAAAAAGCCAGAGUUAUGAAAGAUGGCACAGUACCCUCCCUGACCUAUCAGGUGUUUUUCAUGAAGAAACUGUGGACCAAUACUGUACCAGGAAAAGAUCCUAUGGCUGACUCCAUUUUCCAUUACUACCAGGAGCUUCCAAAGUAUCUGCGUGGCUACCACAUGUGCUCUCUUGAAGAGGCAUUCCAGCUGGCUGCACUAAUUUACAGGGUGAAGUUUGAGGAAGACAAAUCACAGUUUCUCAAUCUCCACAAGAUGCUGAAAGAGCUUGUUCCUCAAGACCUGAUCUGGCAGCUCUCACCUGAAGACUGGAAACGGUCCAUUGUCACAUACUUCAAUAAGCAUGCAGGAAAAUCUCAAGAGGAAGCAAAACGUAUGUUUUUAGAAAUCAUUUACAAGUGGCCUACUUUUGGAUCUGCCUUUUUUGAAGUCAAGCAAUCCACAGAUCCAAAUUUCCCAGAAGUCCUCUUGAUUGCGAUCAACAAGCUUGGUGUAACUCUGAUUGACCCCAAAACAAAGGAUAUUUUGGGGACACAUCCCUUCACCAAAAUCUCGAACUGGAGUAGUGGACAUACUUAUUUCCACAUCACCAUUGGUAACCUGGUGAGAGGCAGCAAGCUGCUGUGUGAGACUUUACUGGGAUACAAGAUGGAUGACCUUCUGACCUCUUACAUCAGUCAGAUGCUGACUACAAUGACCAAGCAACGCAGUUCACGUGGAGACAACAAGUAGCACAAAAAGUUUUCAAUGGUUUAUUUGUAAGACACACAGUGUGAACAACCCUUAACCAUGUAUUCUGCCAUAGCUAAAAAGAAUUUAGACAUUCGUGCAACAUUUAUGGAGAGCUGGCAUAUUUAUAUGGUACUGCAGAGCUGGCACAGUUAUUCUCAAUUUUUGAGAAUUUUUUAGACACAUUAUUUUGAUACACAAGGUUAAACUGAUUCUAUUUUUAGUAUAAUUACUUUUUCAUACUGGAGCCUUAAUUAACAAGUGUGAGUUUAAGUUAUUUUAUAGCAAUUCUU
Messenger RNA from Xyrauchen texanus (razorback sucker), 6824 nucleotides. RefSeq names its product myosin VIIAb (gene myo7ab). Gene Ontology annotation, molecular function: protein binding; ATP binding; cytoskeletal motor activity. Gene Ontology annotation, cellular component: myosin complex; cytoskeleton. Lineage: Eukaryota; Metazoa; Chordata; Actinopteri; Cypriniformes; Catostomidae. The coding region runs from base 1 to 6534 and encodes 2177 amino acids. The record is from RefSeq and is a predicted model, not a curated record. The transcript is spliced from 47 exons.